AUGGGUGCUGUGGUUUUUACAAGUGGUGAUAUUAGAAAUCUGAACAUGGAAGUAGAAAUAUGUCUUCAAUUACUGAUCUUCGCUGUCCUGAUAGUUCAUUUUUGUAUCGGGCAUGAAACGUUUAUGUGCACAACAAACACAGAUGCUUUAAAAACAAAAACUCCGUGCUCGAAUGAACUGGAAGAAGAAGUACGAUCUUUGAAAGUCCAAGUUCGUCAGCUUCAGACACUUUUACAGCAACAUGAAAAUUCCCAUUUCACUACUAUCCAAGGUUUUCCAAAAGAUUGUUUGGAAAUAUACAGAAACGGUACUAGGACAGACGGAGUUUAUUCUAUCUCUCCGGACGGAAGAUGUCCGUUUUUAGUGUUCUGUGACAUGACUAACGGGGGAUGGACUUUGAUCCAGAAAAGAGUUGACGGAAAGAUUGGCUUUCACCGGUCCUGGGAUGACUACGUCAGUGGUUUUGGUGAAAUUGACGGUUCACAUUGGCUAGGGUUAGAGAAAAUUCACCGUCUGACACGGGAUGGCAGUCAGAUUUACUUUGACAUGGAAAACUAUGAGGGCAAAAAGGAAUACCUACAUUAUAAAGUGUUCACCGUGCACGAGGCAGCAACCGCCUAUAGAAUCAACGUCGAUGCUUUUAAUUACGAGAGAAAUAUUGAAGAACUUCUAAGCUACUGAAACAUGAAAUUUUCAACUUAUGACAGAGAAAAUGAUGUUUCUUCAAGAAAUUGUGUCAGCGUGGUUGACGGGGCUGGUUGGUGGUAUAAGGAUUGUUGGCGACUAGGAGGCUUGAACGGCGUAUAUGGUAAAAGACGGGAAGGUGGUAUUGGCUAUUGGACACAUAGCAAGAAAACGGUUCCAGUAAAAAAUGUCGCUAUAAAGGUGAAAGAUCUGGCUGGUCAAUGCUAGAUACUGGUGUAUCGGUUAUUGUGAACGUGUCGUGAACUUAACUGUUAACUCGUAAGAAAAAAGCAAAAAAAUAAAACAUGCAGCUACAUUUUAAAAUUAUGUUCUCUUGUGAAAUGCAUGUACUUGUUGUCUUCUGUUGCGAAUUCACUGAUAGUUAUGACUUGGCUUGGCUAGAUCUUUAUUCUAUUCUUAAUAUUCUUUUUCUGUUGAUAUUUUCUCUUAAUAUUUUUAUUUGUUAGAAUCAUGUUUGUUUUGAAAAUCAAUAACUUAUCACAAUAAUGAGACUGAAUUUGAAAAUAAUAAAAUAUAGGAAUGGGGAACAUG
Ruditapes philippinarum (Manila clam) is the source of this 1236-nucleotide messenger RNA. RefSeq names its product angiopoietin-related protein 4-like. The record is from RefSeq and is a predicted model, not a curated record. NCBI's taxonomy places the organism in Eukaryota, Metazoa, Mollusca, Bivalvia, Venerida, Veneridae. The coding region runs from base 1 to 681 and encodes 226 amino acids. The transcript has 4 exons.